UUUUUCGCAACGUCCUUAUAUUUCCAUGAACACAAUCAUCGUGUGUGAUGCGAUGGUUUUGUGCCAUUUUGAAAAAUUCUUUCCUUUUUAUGCAGGUGUCCUUUAUAAAUUAUUGAUGAUAACGUGGCGAACAAGUAUUGAUUUCCUCAGUUUUUGUUGUUUCAUCGGUAUGAUUAUUGUCGUAACUGUCACGGUAGGUUAUCAUCCCGAUGACGGUGUCUAUUCCGUCUUUAUUAGGUGAACGUUUUGGCUUUUGCGUUUAUUCGCCGAGUAAAACUAAGUGUUACAUGACUCUUUUAAACUUGGGCUUUCACUGAAAUUGUUGAUUAAAAAGCGUCUGUGGUUAGUGCAUGUGUGUGCACUUCGCCCUUAUUUGAUUCGCAUUCCCCGAUUCAAAAAUUGAUCGCCGCAGAUGCUUUUGAUAUUUUGUUUUAAAAAAAUGCUGCAAUCCAUAAAUAGCAAACUCUUAUCUUUCCCCCUAUCGUGUCUUUGACUGCUUCGGCAUUUUGGCAACAUUCUUUCGAGUUUGAAAACCCGUUAACUUUAACGAAAGGAAAAGGAAUUUAAAUAUUGAUAUCCUAUCUCGCAUACGUUUAAUUAAAAAAAUACAGGCAUGUUGUAGUCUACUCUUUGUGGUCACGCGUGAUCAUGCGCACUGUGUUUUACUAGAGACGAUGCAUUUCCCCAGUUCUUGUUCAGCUGUAAUGGUGACACAAUGCGUAACAAAGAGCUCUGGUUCCAAGUCCGUCUUUUAAGUCACAAACUGCGGGAAGAUCAUUCGAUUAGCGAUGGAGGCGUGGUGUGCGUAUCGAUCCCAGCUCAGACGAGCACGUUGCAGCUAAAAUACCAAGUCUACCGACAGCUCAAUUUGGUCCACAUUGUCGACGAAGAAAAGGUUGUCUUUAAACUUCGUGAUCCUAGCGGUGCUUUGAUUCCCCUUUCCAAUCAGUUGGAAUCUAACGACAGUUCUCGUCCUUUCAUUCUUGAAGUCGUAGACAUCCAUCAGCACAUUUCUUUUGAUUUAGUUGAAGCCACCGAUUGGCAAACCCCUGACAUUGACCGCACGGAGAACUUGACAAGCCAAAUCGGCUCUCUGAAUGAUCGCGUUGAAGAUUUGGAACAUAGGAUGGAUGAUUUGUCGGAAGAUUACGCGGAUAAACUAGCGGAAGAAUUACAAUUUCUAUCGAAUCAGACGGCAGAUCUUAGAAAAUUGAUGGUGGAUAAUAAAGACGAAUAAAGAUUUCCGUUUUGCCGUAAUCCGUUUUCUUUGGACACGAGGAUCCGUAAGUGCUUCGUUGAUUGUUGGACGAUAUAUUUUGACAGCGCAAAAAAAACACCUUUACGAGAAUCUUGGCGGUUGUUGCCGUUGUUAUUACCGCAGGCUCCCACCUGCCGUCAUCGUUCAAUUUCUCUGUGAUUCCCCCCCCUUCCUCGAAAAGUCAUAACUCAAUGACCAUCACCACUACCGUGGCAUUCGUGCGCUUUCUCCGACAGCAUUUCGUGCCAUUGGAGAUUGGUACGUGCCGGGUGUUGAAGGAAUGAGGGGCAAAACAGAAACUAAUUUUCCACAUCUGCAUGCAAACGAAAAUCUACUUUACAAUUGACUUUGUCGCGUCCCAGUUAGCGCCCGUCACAUCAGUUGUUUUUCUUGACGUACUGCGCACCAUCUUUGAGACCAUUAACCGAGCUCCGCCGAGCACCGCGGUAAUUACUGACAUGUUGUUCAUUACUAAAGCUUUCAGUCAAUUUUUAUCCUGCGGUUGGUAGUUAAAUCACGGAACUUUUUAUCUUUUUGACAUGUGCAAUUUAUUGCUUUUAACUUUCUCUACGCCAUUAAAACUAAUUCUACUUUGAAACGUUUUGCGUAGUGCCCGUUUUUAUAGGCGUAGCGAAUUGUUAAUUGCUACAAAAGGUCAAGGAAACUGUAACUUCAAUUUUCUUUUUCAAUUCUUUAUGCUAUUCUUUUGUUUUUUUCCCCAAUUUGAAAGAAACGCGACCUUCUUUCGAACAAAUAGUUUCAAUCAAUUUCAGUUAUUUGGAAACGAACAACCAUUUGACACGCUCACCAAUUAAACAGGUCUUAACAUAGAAACGCUGCCUAAUCGCUGUCUGUCCAUUUUUUUAAUUCGAUGAUUGUAGAGUGCUGAUAAAGUUGUUUGCGCCUCUGAAUACUUUAUGGUGUCCCGAAAGUGACAGCCACAUUUUACAAUCGCUUAUACUAUCCACUACAUUUUACGACAUCUUUGCGGUAUAGUCUUGCCGAUUUACAUUUCCUGGGCGAACGAGUUGUGCUUCCCGUUCAAAACGUAAUUACAAUGUUCACCGAAAUGAUUGAUCGAUCGAUGGGUAACCCUCUGAGCGGAAAGCUGUUUUUGUUUUGUCUUUCCCGACGUCUUUUUUUAAAAAUGCCUGCAGUUAAUGGUCUGUAUAGAGUUUCCAAUUCCACGAAUAAUUUUUUUUUUUUAGAUAGACUUGCAAAUAGGCCACUCGAUCUCUUGAUAUACAUAUUUUUUUUUUCAAAUCAGAGACCUAUAUCCAAAUUGAAUCAUUAGACAAAUGUAUCGGUACGUUGCUGGUAUGAAAGACCGCAGUGAACAAUCGAAAUCGAGGCCAGUCAACCAAGAUCAACUCUGGUGAUUGUAUCAAUAAUUAAAAGAAAAAGAAAGUGUAUACGGGUGCAUUCAUUUUGUUGUUCUCUUUCGGUGCAGGCAUCUUUUGUGUUAUUUGCAUUAAUAAUUAGUCGAGCGUUCAACUCAUGUCAUGCGGAAAGGGCGACAACAAGAAUCUGGUUCAUAAAGAAUUUAUUCAUUUAAGGAAUUCUUUUGUUUCGCGAACCACUUUCUCUCGUUUGAAGAACACUGGGAACGUGUUCAACAAUUUUGACUACAAUUCCUGCCCAUUUAGUUGAGUUAUUUCCCACAGCAUAUCAGUCAAACAACGAGCGCGUAAACUCACGCUCAGCUUUAUAUACCAGUCUUUGUUGUUCUUUUUUGAAACUUUCUUCUCGAUUUGUUGUGGGUGUUGUCGAACCCACUUCCGGGAGAUCCGGAACUGUUAUUUUUUGUUGUCUGUGUUGACGUCGUUUUGUUUUUUCCUGUUGCCCAACCUUGGCUCGGUUCUUUCACAAAAAAAAAAAAAAAAUUCGACUCAUCCUUGAAAUACCGUAAUUCGAACUUCAACAGCCUGUUGUAAUGGUCUAUUUGCUUUUAUGUCUUUUUACUAAGCAGGUAUUCAGUUUCAUAUAAGAAUAGUUUUUUUUUUUUUUUAACGAUUACGGUAUCUUCUCUUUAUGAAUGACAUAAGGAUAAGUACCGUACCAUGACGGGAUGGCUCGAGCGAACUGACCGUUUCCGUUUGGGCUUGCUAACUUUUCUCGAAAGGCUCAAAUGUAAAACAUUUGGAUGUAAAAGACGGUGUAUUUGCGAGCUCUUGUUAAUUUCAUAUUUUUUUUUUUUUGUCAUAUGUUGUUAUAUGUACACACAUUGAGCCGGACUUUUAAUUAUAUCAAAACACGGUAAAAAGAUUUUCGUAUAAGGCCAUCAUGUUGUGGGGAAUGGGGAGGGGGGGGGGGGCACUUAAACACUUACAAAUAAAAAAAAAAACACACUCACGAAUAUUGUCAUUAACGAUGAGGAAAUACUUCGUAUAAUCUUUUU
Daphnia magna is the source of this 3656-nucleotide messenger RNA. RefSeq lists its product as uncharacterized. The coding region runs from base 716 to 1237 and encodes 173 amino acids. Lineage: Eukaryota; Metazoa; Arthropoda; Branchiopoda; Diplostraca; Daphniidae. The transcript has 6 exons. The record is from RefSeq and is a predicted model, not a curated record.